Molecule: messenger RNA, 1615 nt
Organism: Cyprinus carpio (common carp)
Lineage: Eukaryota; Metazoa; Chordata; Actinopteri; Cypriniformes; Cyprinidae
Biological process (GO): regulation of transcription by RNA polymerase II
Cellular component (GO): nucleus
Molecular function (GO): DNA-binding transcription activator activity, RNA polymerase II-specific; RNA polymerase II cis-regulatory region sequence-specific DNA binding
Source: RefSeq, a predicted model, not a curated record
CAUUAAACCUCAGAGGAAGAAGAUUAGUGUCACCGCGCUCUCUGUUGUUUUGUCGUGAUGCUGGUUUAAUACAAGCAGUUGGAAAUGUUGAUUCUAUAAAUGGAGAAGUACAGUUUUUGAAUCAGGUCAAUAAAUACCUGUAAUAUUCUCGUCCUCACAGUCGAAUCAAGCAGGAAUAUCUGGAGGAGUAUCAUCUGAACUGAGAUCUGUUGCUGUGAAGAUGGAGUUUGUUAAAGAAGAGAGUGAAGAGAACACGAGUGAACCAGAAACAUGGAGAAUAAAACACGAGGAACCAGAAACCCGGAGAAUAAAACAAGAGGGACCAGAAACAUGGAGAAUAAAACACGAGGAACCUGAAACCCGGAUAAUAAAACACGAGGAACCAGAAACUCGGAUAAUAAAACACGAGGAGCCAGAAACCUGCAUAUCUCACGAACAAGGAGGCCUGAUGAAAAUGAAAGAAUAAAUACAAGAUAUGAAUGAAGUGGAGGAGAAACAUCAGGGAUCAGAAAGAUCAUGAUCUCAAUGGAGAAAAAUCAGUGAGUUGCAGCAUUAAAAACACAGAAAUCAAAAGGCCUUUCAGCUGCUCUCAGUGUGAAAAAACUUUCACAUGUAACAAAACUCUUAAGUUUCACAUGGUAAUUCAUGCUGGGAUAAAGGCUUUCAGCUGUGCUGAGUGUGGAAAGAGUUUUACACAGAAAGGACAACUUCAUAAUCAUUUGGUAACUCACACUUCAGAAAAGCCUUUCAGCUGCUCUCAGUGUGGAAACACUUUCACACGUAAAGGAGCCCUUGAGAAGCACAUGUUAAUUCAUGCUGGAAUAAAGCCUUUCAGCUGCUCUCAGUGUGGAAAGUGUUUCACAAGUAAGGGAUCCCUUAAGACUCACAUGUUAAUUCAUACUGGAAUAAAGCCUUUCACCUGCGCUCAGUGUGGAAAGAGUUUCAUAUGUAAAGGAAACCUGAGGGAUCACAUGUUAUUUCAUGCUGGAAUAAAGUCUUUCAGCUGCUCUCAGUGUGGAAAGACUUUUACACAGAAAAGUCAACUUAAAAAUCAUUUGGUAACUCACGCUUCAGAAAAGCCUUUCUCCUGCUCUCAUUGUGGAAAGAGUUUUACACAUAAAUCAAGCCUUAAGGAUCACAUGUUAAUUCAUACUGGGAUAAAGUCUUUCACCUGCUCUCAGUGUGGAAACAGUUUUACACAUAAAUCAAGCCUUAAUAGGCACAUGUUAAUUCAUACUGGGAUAAAGUCUUCCACCUGCUCUCAGUGUGGAAAGACUUUUACACAUAAAUCAAACCUUAAGAAUCACAUGUUAAUUCAUACUGGGAUAAAGUCUUUCACCUGCUCUCAGUGUGGAAAGAGUUUUACACAUAAAUUAAGCCUUAAGGAUCACAUGUUAAUUCAUACUGGGAUAAAGUCUUUCUCCUGCUCUCAGUGUGGAAAGAGUUUUACACACAAAUCAAGCCUUAAUAGGCACAUUUUAAUUCAUACUGGGUAAAAGCCUUUCACCUGCGCUCAGCGUGGAAAGAGUUUUACUCAAAGGAGACCUUAUGGCUUGUUUCCACUGAGUGGUAUGGUACAGUACAGUUUAGUACAUUACCAUUCGGUACAGGGAAC